This is a messenger RNA of Daucus carota subsp. sativus, 528 nucleotides long. Its product is annotated as agamous-like MADS-box protein AGL30. NCBI's taxonomy places the organism in Eukaryota, Viridiplantae, Streptophyta, Magnoliopsida, Apiales, Apiaceae. The record is from RefSeq and is a predicted model, not a curated record. The transcript has 4 exons. The coding region runs from base 1 to 528 and encodes 175 amino acids.
AUGGACUACUGGAGUGAUCCAGAUAAGAUCGACAACAUUGAACAUCUUAGGCAGAUGGAAGAAUCACUAAGUGAAUCCCUUAGCCAGAUUCGUAUUCAUAAGUAUCAAAAUGGGAUGCAUUCAUCUCUGAUGAUUGGUGCUAUGCAAGAGUCCCAACCCAUAUCAUGGCUUCCUAAUAACGAAAAUGACCAAUUCCUUGAAAUGAUUGUAAUAGAUUGGACAAUUUCUUAUUCCACCUGCAGGGAUGCAGUGUGUUCCAGAGACAUAUUACUUCCGAGCUAUUCUGGAUUGUUUGAGACCGCCAAAGAAACAGAUAUUGAUAAUAUGGGACAGAUUGAUAAUACGAGACAGGAAAGUUCUCUCAAUGAACCAAGUACUACAGAUUGCUUAAAGCUACAACUCAGUGAACAAUAUCCUUUCCAUGCAUAUAGCAAUCUGAAUUUGCCAACGAUGGGGAAACUAGAUGUUGGCACAGAAGAGAAUAUCCAAGCAGACCCUAUCAAUUAUCACAUCAAUAGCAGUUAUUAA